This is a messenger RNA of Daldinia loculata, 2619 nucleotides long. Its product is annotated as sphingomyelin phosphodiesterase. Gene Ontology annotation, biological process: sphingomyelin catabolic process. The transcript is spliced from 5 exons. The coding region runs from base 435 to 2423 and encodes 662 amino acids. Lineage: Eukaryota; Fungi; Ascomycota; Sordariomycetes; Xylariales; Hypoxylaceae. The record is from RefSeq and is a predicted model, not a curated record. Gene Ontology annotation, molecular function: sphingomyelin phosphodiesterase activity.
UGCAGCACUAACUAAUACAUACCUACAUAACAGAGAUCUGGUGACCGUCCAGCGGGGAUCCCUUCAGAUCCGCUACCCGUGCCAGCAUGCCCGCUAAGCUUCGUUCCGAUUGGACCACCACGGGGCCAAGUACGCAAUCGACUUUCUAAGGGGUGGCUGCUGGCUGCUGGCUACCUAAACAAUGCAAGCUCGGCGUGCGUUUGACAAGGCGAGGCGAGUCAGGACUCGGUUUACACGAGUGCUUGUCACCGGGACAUAGGAUUGCAUGACUACCUAGGUACUAAAGUGCUUUGGAGGGCUUUAUUGUCCUGGCAAGGCCAUGUUUAUAUUUAUAAGGGUUUUCGGAUACGAAAUCGAGAGGUUUAUAUUGCAAUAUUGGUAACUACCUAGGUAGAUACUAGAUAUCCGCGCAGGAAUAAGAUCGGGGCGUUACGAUGCGGGUUCUAUCCUUUGUCGCCGUAGUAUUCGCGGUCGUCGGCCGGGGUGGUACGGCAUAUCUCGAUUCUGGCGAUGGGUCUCAGAAAGUACUUACGCCUGGUACGGCGGGAGGACUUCAAGAUGGCUUCGAUCCUAGUAGUAUAGUCGCCAGCACUAGAGAAGAUGCGCAGAGUCCUGCGUCGUGUGCGGCUUGCGAGGCAGUCCUCUUACAACUUAAGCUUAUAGCUGCAGCAGGCGAUAACUUCUUCAUCCACUCCAUGACAGAGCUCUGCCAGCGAUCCGGCGUCCAAGACGCAGACGUCUGCGCAGGCUCCAUAGCUCUCGAGGGCCCCAUCGUCGCGCACAGCUUGCGCGGCCUCGCCAUCGGCUCCCGGACGGCGCGGCUGGUGUGCGUGGCGCUCAUGGGACUAUGCCAGCACCCCGAGGUCUUGCCGCAUAACGUCUCGUUCCCGUCGCCGAAAAGGUUGACGGGUAGACCGUCGCCUAGUGGCUUGGAGCCGGUGCAGGUGGUGCAUUUCUCAGAUAUACAUAUUGAUCCGCUGUAUGUCGAGGGCGCGAAUGCGAAUUGCACGAAGCCGAUUUGCUGCAGGGAGUACACCGACGCUGACAAACCCGGCUUCAACGACUUCCCAGCCAGACGACACGGUGAACACACAUGCGACUCACCCCCGAGCCUAGAAGAUAGCAUGUACACAGCGAUCCAAGCCGUCGCACCCAACGCUGCCUUUGCCAUCUUCACGGGCGACAUCGUCGAUCACGCGGUAUGGGAUUCGUCUGAGUCGCAGAACGCGUUCAGCAUCGAGGAUGCUUACGGGCGCAUGGCACUCGCUGGACUGCGCGUCUACGGCACGGCGGGAAAUCACGAGGCUUCGCCUGCGAACUCGUUCCCGCCUACUCCGAUAAACGAUGACGACGAUGAUACCGACAAUAACAGCAAUGCCGCGCAAUGGUUAUACGACCUGCUCUCCACGACUUGGUCCCGGUGGAUCGGCCCACGGGCUGCGGCUACGACGAGGGAGUUUGGCGCGUACUCAGUGCAGCACAUUUCUAGUAGAGACGGUGUAGGGAAACUACGCGUCAUCUCGCUCAGCACGAACAUGUACUACGGGCACAACUACUGGCUGUACGAGGAGCCUAUGCAGAGAGACCCGAAUGGACAGCUGGCAUGGUUGGUAGGGGAACUAGAUGCCGCGGAGAGGGCGGGCGAGCGCGUGUAUAUCAUAGGACAUAUGCCUAUGGGGAGUCGGGAUGCAUUCCACGAUGGGUCGAAUUAUUUUGAUCAGAUUGUGCGGCGGUAUGAAGGGACUAUCGCUGCUAUGUUCUUUGGCCACACUCAUUUCGACGAGUUCGAGCUCUCAUACGCAGACAAUUCGAACAAGUCUCACUCUAACGCACUAGUAACCUCCUAUAUCGCACCCUCUAUGACUCCCACAUCAGGACAUCCCGCCUUCCGCGUCUACACCGUCGACCCCAUCACCUUCGGCGUACUAGACGCUACCACCUACAUCGCCAACGUGAGCGACCCAUCUUUCUCAUCCCCCGCAAGGCCAAAAUGGACAAAAUACUAUUCGGCACGGGAGGCGUACGGGCCACUAGUCGGGGCAACUGAAAAGUCGGAGUCGAACGCAGGACAGAAGCUGGAAGAGCUAACUCCCGCGUUCUGGCACAACGUGACCUCGGCCUUCGAGCGCAACGAAACGGCGUUCGCGGAGUACUUCGCGCGGAGGCGUCGAGGGUGGGCGGUAGGGAGCUGUGAUGAAAAGUGUAGACGCGCCGAGAUAUGCAAGAUGCGGGCUGCGAGAGCCGAGGAUAAUUGUGUACCACCUGGCCUGCGGUUGAAUGAUAACAAAGAGGUGGAUAAUGGCCAGGGAGAGGAAGAUGAGUGUGGAGGCUCGAUUGUACGUGACACAUUGGGGAGUUUGGUUGGGAAUGUAGAUAUGCUGAAGCUGCUUGGAGAGUUGGUGGUUGCGAGGGAGUUAUUAUAAAUGUACACAUUUGGAAUAACUACCUAGAUUAAUACUUCUUUUUCGUAUAGUUUGGGUACUUAAUAAGGAUAACUAGGAACUUUCCGUCUACCUAAUUCUCAUGAUUCAUUUAUUUAGUUUGGGAGGAAUAUCUAGGCUUCACUAUCACUACCUAGUCCCCCAGUUCAAGUGUCUUCUAAUCAAAGAGAAUUCCCAC